Molecule: messenger RNA, 1550 nt
Organism: Triplophysa rosa
Lineage: Eukaryota; Metazoa; Chordata; Actinopteri; Cypriniformes; Nemacheilidae
Gene: ifnphi3
Product: interferon phi 3
Exons: 6
Coding region: 638-1279 (213 amino acids)
Biological process (GO): defense response
Cellular component (GO): extracellular region
Molecular function (GO): cytokine receptor binding
Source: RefSeq, a predicted model, not a curated record
ACAUGCACCUCACUAUAAACUACACACUACUAUGGCACAUAGUCGGUUUGUGGGCUUAGAAUUACACCUCUCAUGUAUGUUAGGCUUACUGCAAAGUCAAUAAAUCUAUAUUUCUCACUCUGUUAUAUAAACCAUAAAUAACAGAAACAUUCAGGCAAAUAUGUAUUUGUCAAACGGUGACUAAGAACAGUAGAAAAAAAUGCAAUUUGUCUCUACUCUCAACAUCACCUUUAUGAAUAAGAAAACAUGUACCUGCAUGCCACAUGAUAACUGCAGUGACACCCAGGUGUAUCGGUGAAUCAUCAGUCGCUUGGAAUUCGUUUGUUAGUUUUAAUGUGUGCGUGUUUGUUUCGUUGAUCCCUUAGGCUAUUUGAAACCACGUACAUCAUAUUUUAAGAUUAAUUAAAAGCAGUAGUUCUCGAUCUGACUUAUGACACAUGGUUUCGUGGGCAUUUAUAAACCCGGGUACAUCGGUCCUCAAGGGGGAUAAACACUAGAAUGAAAGAAGCAAAAAAUGAAAAGGAAUAAUUAAAAAAAUCCCCUGGACUCGAAAACCGAAAUUUGUAACGAAAAUUGUGCCCCAUUUCUAUUCGGAUGUAGUGGAAAGUGUAAAAUCUCUUUCACGUUUAAAUCAAAGAUGCAGUAUAUAAACUCCAAACCUACUGUGAGUCUGUCACAUUUCGACAAAACGCGUUGUGAAGGAUACACAAGAAGAUUCACGGAGGCAUCUGUCAGAAUGGACCUGCAUCGUAUGGCCUGGCUGUGCACCAUUAUCUGCUUUGCGCACGUUUACUCGUUUCCAACAAACUGCAUCCUUCAGAAGCAUUUGAUGAAGAGAUCAUACACUCUCCUGGAUACUAUGGGUGGGCUUUUUCCUGCGCAAUGCCUGGAGGACGAUGUUUCAGUUACUUUCCCUCAAAAUGUUUUUGAUUCAAACAAAACGCAACAGGAUGGAGUCGAGAAGGCUAUUUACCAGACACUGCAGAAUAUUGACGCUCUGUUUGAGAACGAUGGUGUUCCUGACAAGUGGAAUGAAGAAAAGUUGGAUGGUUUUUUACACACCAUAUACCGCCAGAUUAAUGACAGCAAAUGCAUCUUGAGCAAAUCUGAAGAUGGACAGGAUUUGGACAAAGAUGCUGCGCUCAAAGUUUACUUUGACACCAUAUCCGCUAAUAUGAAGCAAAAGAAUUUCAGUUACUGCGCAUGGGAAGUUGUGAGAAAGGAGGUUCUCCGCAUACUGGACUACAUAUUGAACCACAACACUGACAAUAUGCUAUGAGGCCCAGGACAUUUUAUUUAUUUGCUUUAUUUUAUUUAUUAAUAUUUAUUUAUUUAUUUAUUUGUAUUUAUUAAUUAUUUAUUGUGUAAGCCUGGUCGAUGUAACGAAAAAACAAUCACAAUUUCAAUUCAGCACUGAACAGCAAAAAGAAUCACUGAACGAGUAAAAUUUUACUGUAAUUGUACUUUUGAUAUUACACUUUUUCAUUUUUUACAUUUUUAUGUUUUAUUUAUUGCGGGAAAAACUUCGAAAAAUAAAUAUUUUUAAUGCA